Hyla sarda is the source of this 2529-nucleotide messenger RNA. RefSeq names its product CASC3 exon junction complex subunit (gene CASC3). The record is from RefSeq and is a predicted model, not a curated record. Gene Ontology annotation, cellular component: exon-exon junction complex. The coding region runs from base 55 to 2061 and encodes 668 amino acids. The transcript has 14 exons. NCBI's taxonomy places the organism in Eukaryota, Metazoa, Chordata, Amphibia, Anura, Hylidae. Gene Ontology annotation, biological process: mRNA processing. Gene Ontology annotation, molecular function: mRNA binding.
UUUUCACCCCCCCCCCCCCUUCAGCAACCCCGCGGAUUCUUCUCCUUUACCGACAUGGCGGACAGGAGGCGGCGGAGGAGACGUGCGUCCCAGGAUAGCGAGGAGGAGGAAGAAGAGGAGUCCGGGAGUGAGAAGAGUCCGGCCACGACAGAGAGCGCUGCACAGCCCAGCAGCAGGACCGAGGGCCGGGAGCCGGUGCCCAGGAGAGGGGAGGCGGCCAGAGAUGGGAAGGAGUCUGAGUGUGAGAGUGAAGACGGUAUAGAAGGAGAUGCUGUGCUGUCAGACUACGAGAGUGCUGAAUCCGAAGAGGAAGAGGCCCAUUACAGUGAGGAUGAUGCCCUUAAAACUACCUUAAAAACAGAAGACAAUGCCACUGAGAACCCCGUCCCAAAAGAGGAAAAGCCCAAGUCAAAGGGAGCAGUGACGGGGGAGCGGCAAAGUGGGGAUGGACAGGAGAGCACCGAGCCAGAGGAGAACAAGACCAGCAAGAAGUCACAGAAACAGUUGGACGAUGAUGAGGACAGGAAGAAUCCAGCCUAUAUUCCUCGCAAGGGACUCUUCUUUGAGCAUGACCUGCGUGGACACACAAAUGAUGAAGAAGUCAGGCCAAAAGGUCGUCAUCCUCGCAAACUGUGGAAGGAUGAAGGUCGAUGGUCACACGAUAGGUUUCGGGAGGAUGAGCAAGCGCCAAAGUCUAGGGAUGAACUUAUAGCUAUGUACGGUUAUGAUAUCCGGUCAUGCAAAAAUCCAGAGGAGAUUCGCCCACGUCGACCAAGAAAGCCAAGGUAUAGCAGUCCUCAGAGGGAUGACCAAGAGGAAAAGCAUAUUAGACCUUCCAACCGUUACCAAGAGUCUGAUUCUGCCCCUCCACCGAGAAGCUACAACAAUCGCAGUGCUCCUAAUAACAGCAGAGCUCCACCUAAUAGGACCUAUCCUCGACCAGGGUACAAAGAGAAUCGGCCUUCCAAUUACCCUCUAGAAGAUGGCACUGCAACACAUUCUCCUUCAGACAGAAGACAGGAUUAUGGUGGUUACAGAGGGCGAAGUACUGAGCAGCCUCCACCACAGCCCUCCGAAAGCUCAACUGAAGUCCAAAAUAAAUCAGAACCAGCAACCGAGAAACAAGCAGAAGACCCGUCUCCUCCACCUCCAGACCGACCUGUAGAGAAAAAGUCCUAUUCCAGAGCUAGAAGGAGCCGGAUUAAGGGAGGAGAAGCAGGAAAGAGCAUAGAUGACACUACAUUCCCAGACUUGCCGCCUCCUCCUCUUCCUCAGAUACCUGUUGAGGUGGUUCCAGAGCCCACCCCUCCUAUUCCUGUAGUGAAAUCCAGUGGCUGGGAGCCUCCUGUAGAGGGCAGCGUGACAGGGCUGGAACAGGACAUGUCCCAGGUCAACAUUUCAGAUCAAAACUGGAGUCCUGGACAGUCCCCUUACAUUUCUGCACGUGGAAUUCCAAAUCAUAUUCACAUGACAGGUGGACCUCCCCAGUACAAUCGCAUGGAAGGGAUGGGUGUUCAAAGUGGACGUGUAAAGAGGUAUUCCUCGCAGCGUCAGAGACCAGUGCCAGACCCUGCUCCCAUGCACAUCAGCCUUAUGGAAGGACAUUACUACGAUCCAAUCCAAUUCCAGGGACCAAUAUACACUCAUGGAGAAAGUCCUUCUUCUAUCCCCCCUCAGGGGAUGAUUGUACCGCAAGAAAUGCACCUUCCUCACCCAGGUUUGCACCCGCACCAAUCUCCUGCUCCAAUGUCUACCCCAAACCUUUACCCUGGCCCAGUUUCUAUUCCCCCUGGGCAGCCUCCCCCUCAGCAGUUGUUACCUCCUCCCUACUUCACUGCUCCCCCUAGUGUCAUUAAUUUUGGAAAUCCAACCUACCCUUAUCCCCCAGGACCCCUUCCUCCACCACCGACUCAUUUAUACCCCAAUACACAGGCCCAGUCUCAGGUGUAUGGUGGGGUAACGUAUUAUAACCCCGUACAGCAGCAAGUUCAGCCGAAGCCUUCACCACCACGGCGCACAUCGCAGCCAGUCACUGUAAAACCACCACCACCAGAGGUCUAGUAUUUGUGUGACUUCACGUGCUACCCAGGAGCCUCCCUUAAAGGAAAACAGACAUUUGAAGGCAAAAGAGAAGAGCAGCUCCUGAGUUCAUGUAGUCAAAGCUUCCUUUACCAAGAAGUUUCCCGAAUUCUAGAAUUUUUUUUUUUUUUUUUUUAAAUAUAUAUAUUUUUUUGUUGUUUUACUGAAGAAAUCUCUCUGGCUGUGAGGGAUGACUCCAAUUUUAUAUGUUCAAGCUGUUCUACCGAACCUUGCACCAUUCACAAAUAUAAAUAUGUAAUUUUUGGUAUGUUGAUAGACCAUUCAUUGUAUAUUGUUUGGAUAUAUGUAAGAAAGUUUUUAGUUAUUUUUUUUGUUUGAUGCGUGCCUAAGUUCCUUCUGUCUUUGUACAGCUUUUUAUUUGGAAAAGCGCAAGUGAAACUGCUGCUAAAUAAAAAAAAAAAAAAAUUAAUUCAAUGGCUAUAUAAAAAA